AUUAUAAAUAAUUUCCGCCAAUUUGCGCGGGCAAAAUAUUUUAUCAAAACCACGAUUAACCAAAACUUUAAUCAAUAAUUGUAUAACAAUAAAAGUCAAUUGCAGAAUAUAUUUUGUUGUAAACAUUCAAAAGAAAAACAAAAUCGUCGAGACGUCACAUCGCAAACAUAUUAACUCACUAAAUAUUAUUGAUUUUUUGCUUUAGUUGAAUAUUUUGCCCCUAUUAUACUUUAAAGAUUUUAUAAGCAAGCAGUGUAGUGUAAGGAGCUGGUAUAUCUUUGUUUAUGUUCAGUUUUUGUUCAUAUAUCGUGUGUUUAUUGUCAAAAUAAAUGGCUAAGCAAAUAGCUGAAGUGGAAAUCCAUGCGACGGAUACAGACAGCCGGGUAGAAGAUGAGAACCUGGAUGUCAGUGUGGACCUUAUUGACGACAACCUUUAUUUGGGUAAUUUGGCUUGUGCUCGAGAUGAGAAAUCCUUACAGAAGCUUCAGAUCUCUCACAUCCUCACUAUAGACCUGGUGCCACUGCCCAGGUCUAUACUGGACAGACUUAAUCUCACAUUUAAGUUCAUUAAACUAGCUGAUGUACCCAAAGAAGAUCUCAUCAGUCAACUACCAGAGACAAAUGAUUUUAUAAAACAAGCCAUAACUAAUGGAGGCAAUGUUUUAGUCCAUUGUUAUUUCGGUGUAUCAAGAUCAGCCGCAGUUGUGAUUGCAUAUAUAAUGGAGAAAUACGGCUUGUGCUAUGAAGAUGCCUUCACACUUGUGAAGAGUAAGCGAAGGUUUAUCGGACCCAAUGUUGGUUUUGUGGCGCAACUCAAAUUGUUUGGACAUAUGGGAUAUAGAAUUAAUAGAGAUGAUCCACGCUUUAAGCAGUUCAGGUUGAAAAUGGCAGGACAGAAAUUAAAACAAGUGAAAAUAAUUCCACAACUAUUCGCUGACCUUAUAAAACCUGACCCUGGGUUGGUCCGAGAGCGACCUGACCCUAUAGUAUACCGGUGUAAGAAGUGUCGACGUGUGGUGGCCAGUCAGAGCAACAUAAUACCGCAUUUACCCAAGCAAGUGAAAGUAGAACUGGCGAAAAAAGGUAUACGACCACCACCUAGUAAGCUGACAGGGUUGAACUGUGCGGAGAAUGGACAGUUACUGAUAGAGAAACUGAAGAAUUUGGCCUGUCAGAUCAUGGACCAGACGGUGGAGAGUGAAGAGUCCAGCGAUUCGAACUGUUCAGCGCAGAUGCAGGAUGCUGAUGAAGGCACCAGUCAGGUGCUGGACGGUUACACGGAGGGCAACAUGGUGGACAGCAGUAUCACGUGUCGCGGGGACGAGCGCAGCUGCCGGCUGGUGUGGUUCGUGGAGCCGAUGUCGUGGAUGCGCGGCGUGGGCAGCGAGCCGCACGGCAAGCUGCACUGCCCCAAGUGCCACAACAAGAUCGGCAGCUUCAGCUGGAUCAUGGGUUGCAAAUGUCCGUGCGGUCAGAAAGUGGCUCCAGCAUUUUAUUUAGUACCUUCGAAAGUGGAGUGGUCCAACAUAGUACAAAAUGUACAAAUCACUGUUUAAAGUCAUUUUAAAAGCUUUUUACAGAUUUUUCAUGGCUUAAAGUCAUUGCAACUAUGAAUUAUUUCUAAUCAUCUUUGUUAUAAUUCUCGUUGACAUGUUAAAAAAUAGUUAUAUUUUAAAA
Molecule: messenger RNA, 1677 nt
Organism: Papilio polytes (common Mormon)
Lineage: Eukaryota; Metazoa; Arthropoda; Insecta; Lepidoptera; Papilionidae
Product: dual specificity protein phosphatase 12-like
Exons: 7
Coding region: 330-1556 (408 amino acids)
Biological process (GO): protein dephosphorylation
Cellular component (GO): nucleus
Molecular function (GO): protein tyrosine/serine/threonine phosphatase activity
Source: RefSeq, a predicted model, not a curated record